ACACACAUUGCAGAAGAGAAACCUGACGAGAGACUGCGUCUUUAGCCAUCAAUAUGUCCAAAGUUUUCAAGAAGACCAGUGGCAAUGGACAUAUUGCCUUGUAUUUGGGGAAGAGAGAUUUUGUGGACCACCUGGAUUCAGUGGACGUGGUUGAUGGAAUUGUAAAAGUGGACCCGUCUGGUCUUGACGGCAAAAAAGUCUUCGUAUACCUUGCGUGUGCCUUCCGCUAUGGAAGUGAGGACCUGGACGUGAUCGGGCUGUCCUGCAGGAAAGACAUCUGGAUAAAUCGGGUCCAGGUGUAUCCGGCCACAAACGGCGGUGUGUCAAAAACGCCAAUGCAAGAAUCCCUCCUGAAGAAAGUCGGGGACCAAGGGUAUCCCUUUACUUUCCAGAUGCCACCAAACCUCCCUUGCUCCGUCUCCUUACAGCCUGGGCCAAAUGAUGCUGGCAAGGCUUGUGGGGUGGACUUUGAGGUCAAAGCGUACAUCGCCAACGAAGAAAACAGCGCCAGUGAAGUCAUUGAGAAAAAGGAUACUUGUCGCCUGAUGAUCCGAAAAAUCCAGUACGCACCAACCAAAAACGCCGCAGGACCAAAGGCGGAAAUAACCAAGCAGUUCAUGAUGUCGGACAAGCCCGUUCACAUGGAAGCUUCCCUGGACAAAGAGAUCUAUUACCACGGCGAUCCCAUCACUGUCCAGGUCAACAUCAACAAUGAAACCACUAAAGUUGUGAAGAAAAUCAAAGUCACAAUCGACCAGCUGACCUCUGUGGUGCUGUACUCGUCUGACAUGUACACAAAGGCUGUCUUGUCAGAGGAGUUUGGGGAGACAAUUAACGCCAACUCCACGUUCGAGAAGUCGUUCCAAGUCACCCCGCUGCUGGCCAACAACAAAGAGAAGCGCGGACUCUCGGUGGACGGGCGGCUAAAGGACGAGGACACUAACCUGGCGUCCACUACCUUGAGCCUUGACAACAGGGACAUGCAAGGCAUAGUGGUGUCCUACAAAGUCAAAGUCAAUCUAAUGGUGUCUGGAGGAGGCCUUCUGGGUGGCCUAACAUCAAGUGACGUCACAGUAGAGCUUCCGUUGACCUUGAUGUCCCCAAAACCAGCAGGUGAGUUUAGCAUCACUCAAUUAAACACAAAUAAAAAUCUGAUGCGCUGUUAUUCUCUUUCAUGCAACGUACGGCAGAAGUGUAAGUACACCUGGCAGAGAAACGUUCACAAGUGA
Molecule: messenger RNA, 1229 nt
Organism: Nerophis lumbriciformis (worm pipefish)
Lineage: Eukaryota; Metazoa; Chordata; Actinopteri; Syngnathiformes; Syngnathidae
Gene: arr3b
Product: arrestin 3b, retinal (X-arrestin)
Biological process (GO): visual perception; signal transduction; G protein-coupled receptor internalization
Molecular function (GO): G protein-coupled receptor binding
Source: RefSeq, a predicted model, not a curated record